UUUGAUUUUCUUAUAUGCAUUGUAAUGGCAAAAGCAGGAAUACCACAGAUUAGCUCUUGCUUCAUCUGCGCCCUACUGCAACAGUGUCCUUGAAAGGCGUAUGAAUUCAUACCUCCAUCUAGACAACCCUCCUUACCACAAACUGCUGAAUCAGCCUUCUAAUCAUAACAGAAGGUCUAACAGCAAAAGCAACAAUACUGAACCAACAACAAGACCCUCCCUUCGCUCCGACAGGCGGACACCUGCUAGUUAUAUUUCAGAAGUAUUCUCAUACAAUAUGCACAAUCACUCCUACUACCCAACAGAAAUGCAUGUGUCCAAGAUAGAAACAGUGAGUGAUCCAACCCUUAGUGGUCAAGGCGCCAAUCGGGCGAGGAGUCAGGACCCUCGGUCGCUUGCUUCUGGGAGUGAUCUCUCUAGGCGCGUGACCGAAGGAGGAAGAUUGAAGGAUGGAUCUAAGGAGAGUGGGGGAAAGGACAAGCAGCAGAACAACAACAGCAGUCAUCAGUCGUUGUCAGAAAUGCACUGUGUCUAUCGAAUGGACAGGGCAUCCCAGAGGCCAAACUCGAUGUCCCGUCCCAGGCUGAGCGACGGGAGGGCAAGGGUGGUGUGGGACGAAGACAAGAAUCCAAAGGAUGCGAUGAAUGGUGUAUUGACUGUUGAAGCUUUGCAACAGUGGGUCCCUGAUACCAGACAGAGAGGGGGCACCAGGGAGCUCAUGACACCCAUACUUAGUCUCCAGUUCUUGAAUGUCUGUCAAAAGAAGAUAGCAGCCAGACACGCCAAAAAGCCUGAGCUGGAGGAUCAGCAAACAAGCUCAUCCAGUGGAUUAGUGCAGAAGAAAACAAGUGCUAUUCCUCUUCUAAGCCUGAGCAACCCUGCUACCAAGAAGAAUCAGAACAACAACAGGAGUGGCCUUUCCAUGGAAGACUGUCCACACCUACCAGAUGUUUCUUCAAAGACAUCGUUGAGCUCUUUGAAAUCUGUCUCAGGAACGGACUUACUUGUGGAAUCACUAAGUGAUAUUGCAUCAGCAGGAAAUGAUUCAGAGGGAAUAUCCCUGCAGGAAGAAGUUUCCAAGAGACCAGCAGAUCUGGAACAGAAACUUGGAAUGAAUAGAGGUCUCCCUGAUGUCACAUCAAGAAAUUCUUUAGAAAGUAGUUUGCAUCUGUCUGAAGAUGCUACAGCAGAAGUCGAUGUGGGAGAAAAAGAACAUGGAGUUCAUAGAAUUCUUGAGAAAGUUACAUCAGUGAGAAAACCCACAAAAGUCAUUUAUAAGUGGGAGAAUUCCUUGAGUACAACAGGUCUGAAAGAGGAUCCUGGAGCUUGUAGAAUCCAAGCACAGAGAUUGGCCAGAAGGGUAGUGCCUAAAGAACAGAUCAGCUCCAAGAAUGAUGAUACGGAGGUAGAGAACAAGGGUUCAUGUUCAGAGUUCUUGUUCAGCGUUGAUUCUUCAAUGUUUGAUUACAUUUGCAACGUUAAAACUAACAAAUAGUUCUUGUUCCUAGUUCAUCCUCAGAUAAUUGCAAGAGAGAAUGGAUGGUCUCC
Molecule: messenger RNA, 1548 nt
Organism: Lytechinus pictus (painted urchin)
Lineage: Eukaryota; Metazoa; Echinodermata; Echinoidea; Temnopleuroida; Toxopneustidae
Exons: 1
Coding region: 101-1495 (464 amino acids)
Source: RefSeq, a predicted model, not a curated record